Molecule: messenger RNA, 640 nt
Organism: Bipolaris sorokiniana ND90Pr
Lineage: Eukaryota; Fungi; Ascomycota; Dothideomycetes; Pleosporales; Pleosporaceae
Exons: 1
Coding region: 211-513 (100 amino acids)
Source: RefSeq, a predicted model, not a curated record
CGGAGAUGCAGACUUCGGCCUCACUUUGAUUUCCUUUUUUGGAGUUAAGAUGCUACAGUAGCAUUUGCUGUUUCACGCCGAUCUCAUGUUUCCCACUCAUCCCCCACUAGUUAAUGUUUUAUCAUACGUACUCGUUCCCGGUCUAUCUAGGCCCAGAAUCGUUUGUGGGGUCAAGGGUUUUGUGUAUCAAUACUGCUUUUUCACAAGCCCAUGCAUGGCCUACUGAAAUUCAAGUCCCAGAAGAUAAGACAGUGUGUACUGCGAGGCGCGGUUAUGCCGAAAGCCAGGCCCUGUGAAAUCCCUAGGCUUUGUUUAUGUAAACUUGGUAUACCCAUGUGGCCCAGUAGUGUAGAGUACGGAAGUAUUGUUUCCGAUGGUGCACUUUCGGUCUCGGCUGACUGGGAAGAUGUGGUGUGGAUAUUACUUCAAGUGCGAGAGAAAACUGGGUCACUAUACGCGGACCUGGUGUCAAUCCUCAGAUCACUUCGGGCCGAACCACAUGCAAGCAUGUAAUAUAGAAGUGCUCAAAUCUUCUUACCAUGUCUAUUGAUGGCUCGUUGGAUCGCUGCUAAAUAACUACUUGCUGACUGCAAUGUUUUUGUUCGAGUUUCGUAUGUCCAUAGAUAAAAAGACAUUCGUU